CUAAAAACCGAACAGCACUUUAUCGGCAACAAGGCUAUCUUCAUCGACAAGGGAGAAGACGAGCUGCAUAUUCUGUACUCGACAAGAACGACGGUCCUCUCGCUAUUCCUACCCAUCCUCGUCCUGCUGCUGGCCUUCCUCGCCGUAACUACCAACGACCGCGUGCAAUGGUGGCGGAUCGGCCUGUCCGGGUUCCUCUCGGGCAGCGCCAUCUGCGGCAUGCACUACCUCGGCAACGCGUCCAUCGAGAACUACCGGUGCGAGUACGCCGUCGCCAACAUCGUCGGCGCGGCCGUGAUCGCCGUCGCCGCGUGCACGAUAGCCCUGUCGCUGUUCUUCGUCAUGCAGGCCGCCUGGACCAUCUCGUGGUGGCGGAAGAUUGCGUGCGCCAUGCUGCUCGCCGGCGCCGUGUCCGGCAUGCACUGGUGUGCCGCCGUCGGGACCAAGUACCGGUUGCUGCACCUCUCCACCGGCCUCGCCGGCAUAUCCCGCGAGACGACCAUCAUCGUGGUGAUAUGUCUGUCUGUUGCGGCGUGUAUCAUCUUGGUUGCCAGUGUCAUCUACUCUGCUCGGGCCCGGCUUCGCUAUGCUACAAAGGCACAACUGAUAGUUCUCGCUACAGCCGUGUUUGACAAGCGAGGCAGAAUCUUGGUCAAUCAGGACGGCCUGCUCCCUAGCGAGGUCAUCACCGACACGAUCAUCCAGAAGUCAAGCAAUGACGUCUUCGGCACCACGCACCCGCUCUUCCACUGGAUGUUCCGCGCAUCCCGGAAUUGGCCGAGCAUUGUGAAUUUCCUCGACGGCAUGGCAAGCCACGUAGCCCAUCUCCCGACCGUCAGUCGGGGUAACAGGACGCACCUCACGUUGACCGGCACGGACGGUCAGAUGGCCGAGAACUACGACCUCAUCCUGCGCGAGCGCUUCUGCCUCGCCGCCGCGGCACUCGCAUCCAAGACCAACAACUCCUUGUCGGGUGCCGGUGUCCUGUGGGACGAGAUCUUCCCAACCGGCGGCCCGGCGCUCUCGAGGAGAGCCGAGAAAGAGAUCGACGAGGCCGAGAGGGGCGUGGGCAAGAGGCAGCAGGAGUACGGCCGGGGAUCUCUCAUGUUCCUGGUGCGCCAUGUCGACAACGAGCGCGUCGCGCAGAACCUCGAGACCAUCGGAUACCGGUUCGUCGAGCAGCACCAGGUCGCGGGCAUCAUCCGCUCGAGCAUGCAGAUCAAGAGCGCCGACUUUGGCGAGAAGCUGGGCCACAUGGCCGCGUACGCCGAGAACAAGGCCAUGCUCGCCCCGGGAGUCCACGUCGGCAUGUUCGCCGUCCGCGCCCGGCUGGACUACGGCGGCUUCGACGUCCUGGUCAACAAGGACCGCAGGAACGUCCUCCCGACCAUCAGGCUGCCGACCGACCACCUCGAGCGGUGGCAGGCGGAGCUCCUCCGCCGCCUCGACGGCCUGAAGAUGCCCGCCGUCCUGCAGCACCUGGACGACAUGGCGGACGGCCCAGAAUUAGAACGGCAAUUUGCGUCCGAGCUGCACGACGCCAUCACCGCUCUCAGAGACUUGCUCGAGGACGCCGUGUUCGAGGACGCGACGCUCAUCUCAAAGGUCAUGCAGGUGCCCUGCUCCGCCGUGAGCGGCAACUCGCGGCCCCUCGCGUCGCUCAUCGCGUUCAGGCUCGUCCUCGGCAUCCACCACAGCGCCAACCGGGCCAAGUUCGACUUCAGCCCCCUCCAGCUGUUCAAGGUCCAGCAGCUCGUCGACCUGGGCUCGCAGCACCAAGUCGCCUUCUCUCACGCCGUGCACCGCGAGCUGUCGUCCGUCCUGGGCGCAAGGGCGCCACCUGCCGCGGCACCGACUGCGGCAAUGACCGACCACCUCCACCUCAACCAUCGCCAGGGCCGCAUGGCAGCAGCCUUCCGGCGGGUGCCCCUGUUCGGCGGCAGGUCGCGGGCGGUGGCGGGCGGCCACCAGGCGGCGGGCAACUCCAAGCACAUGUUUGCGACGAGCCAGGAGCGGCUGUCGGCCUCGUCGUUCAGCCACGGCGGCGACCAGAGCAGCUACGACGGGGACGCCAAGUCGCCGUCCUUCGACCGCGACGUGCCGCUCGAGAGCCUCAACAGCAACGGCAACAAGAAGCAGCAGCAGCAGCAGUUCGGCGGCAUCAUGGUAUCGCAGCAGAUCACCGUCAAUGUCGACCGGGCUGGCCACUCUGAAUACUCUAAUAGCGUAAACGGCGGCAACGGAGAUCGAGCCGAGAACGCCAGCGAUGGCGCCGGGAUGGAUGGUUCUGCUUCGGGGUUGUCCAAGCUGUACACCGGACCCGAGGUUAGGGCCCUGGAUGUCGAGGCGGAAAGGACGGAGGAGAAGUCGACGUUUGUGGAUGAGCUCAUCGCACUAUGUAUGAACCAGCAGCCGUAGCGGGCGGGAUAUAAGCAUGCAUGUAGAUAUAGAAUCCGUGUAUACUUUGUGUGUAUCCUUGUAUCGCCUCUUCUCUAGCGUUUGAGAUCCCACCUCCUGCCCAAUCCUCGCAACAGGAACCUUGAGGGCCUUGUAAGCUGGGAUGACCAAGCACUCCGGGUUACGUAGAAUGGAAUUCAGGAC
This is a messenger RNA of Phialemonium atrogriseum, 2601 nucleotides long. Its product is annotated as MHYT domain-containingsignaling protein. NCBI's taxonomy places the organism in Eukaryota, Fungi, Ascomycota, Sordariomycetes, Cephalothecales, Cephalothecaceae. The record is from RefSeq and is a predicted model, not a curated record. The annotation marks the transcript as partial. The transcript has 4 exons.